This is a messenger RNA of Symbiodinium natans, 348 nucleotides long. NCBI's taxonomy places the organism in Eukaryota, Dinophyceae, Suessiales, Symbiodiniaceae. The record is from the annotation of a GenBank genome assembly.
AUGACGCAUUAUGACGCGGCCCAAGGGACAGCCAGCAAGCCAGGCGAUGAAGAAGCCGAGGAGCAAGCCGAGAAGGAAGAUGACCAGGAGACAGCCGAGGAUGAAACCGCGAACGAGGACGACAAAGAGACCGAGCUCGGUGAAGCAGGGGAAUGGCCCAGCAAAGACGACAAAGAGACCGAGCCGGGCAAUGGGGGCGGGGGCGCUGCUCCUACUUCGCCUGGUUCGGUCUCGUUGUCGCCUUCGUUGGGCCUUUCCCCUACUUCGCCGGAUGUACUUGAGGGCUACGAUGAGUGGUGCCGAUGUGGUCCUAUGAUGCCCUUCUGGGCAUCGUCUUCUUCUCCCUAG